Molecule: messenger RNA, 756 nt
Organism: Acaulospora colombiana
Lineage: Eukaryota; Fungi; Glomeromycota; Glomeromycetes; Diversisporales; Acaulosporaceae
Source: the annotation of a GenBank genome assembly
AUGCCUUCCCCAUUCGGAGAGGUCAAAGUGGCGGCCUCACUCGAUUUGGAAACGCCCACCUUUGUCUCCUUUACUCAAAGUGCUCGGGACUGGGAGACUGGAUUGAACAAUGUCCUCAAGCCGUUGUUGGAGCGUUCCGGGUCAUCCUGGACCCGCGAGCAAGCCAUCAACGCAUACCUAGAGGAGGAGCACAAGAUCGAGACAGAAGAUCCAUCCAUGCUCUAUUCCAACAUCAUCUCCACUGCCGUCGAACGGGUUGCCGCUCAACUUGGGACGACCCUCUCUUCCGAGGAGCGGACGGCGGCUGGCGAGUCAAUUCGAAGCUGGCCACCAUUCCCAGACACCGUAAAUGCCUUGGAACGUCUAUCCAAGCACUAUGUCCUCAUCAUUCUGUCGAACGUGGACCUCGAGUCGUUUGGGUAUACUCGCAAAUUGUUGGAGCACGGGUUCACCUUCAAUAAAAUCCUGACGGCGCAAGAGAUUGGAAGCUACAAGCCAGACGAGAAAAACUUUCUUUACAUGCUCAAUACGGCCAAGGGCGAGUUUGGCGUUGACAAGGAACAAGUCCUCGUGACUGCGCAGAGUCUGAUGCAUGACCACGUACCUGCAAAUUCAUUGGGACUUGCCUCUGCUUGGAUAUCAAGGCGUGAAGCCACUUGUCAUGUCGACAAUGUAUCUUACACGUUCAAGUUCCCGACCAUGGGCGCCAUGGCUGACGCGUUAGAAGCGGAGCUUCAAUCCAGCACGAACGCGUGA